AGAACAACAAAAAUAUUACUAAAUAAAACACUCACCUAACACAUGUAACCAACGAAAGGGCAAAAUUUAAAAACAAAGCCAAUGUGAUUACGAAGACUUGAGUUAGAAGCGUAAGCGUUGAAGGGUCCGAAGCCCAACCUAACCCAGAGAAAACUGUAAUGGCGAACGCUACCUUGGAAGAUGUUCCCUCCGUCGAUCUCAUGACCGAGCUACUUCGUCGGCUCAAGUGUUCCUCCAAACCUGACAAGCGUCUUAUUCUCGUUGGCCCACCUGGAUCUGGAAAAGGCACCCAGUCGCCAAUUAUUAAGGAUGAGUACUGCUUAUGCCACUUAGCUACUGGUGAUAUGUUGAGAGCUGCUGUCGUAGCUAAGACCCCUCUUGGUAUUAAGGCGAAAGAAGCUAUGGAAAAGGGAGAACUUGUUUCUGAUGACUUGGUUGUUGGAAUUAUUGAUGAAGCAAUUAAGAAACCAUCGUGUCAGAAAGGUUUCAUUCUUGAUGGUUUUCCAAGAACUGUGGUCCAAGCACAGAAGCUUGAUGAGACGCUGGAAAAACAAGGUACCAAAAUUGACAAAGUGCUCAAUUUCGCAAUUGAUGACGCAAUCCUUGAGGAAAGAAUUACUGGACGCUGGAUACACCCUCCCAGUGGCAGAACCUACCAUACAAAGUUUGCUCCUCCCAAGGCUCCUGGUGUUGAUGAUGUUACUGGUCAACCUCUUAUUCAGCGCAAGGAUGACACUGCAGCUGUUCUUAAGUCAAGACUUGAGGCAUUUCACAAGCAAACUGAACCGGUUAUUGAUUACUAUUCAAAGAAGGGCAUUGUUGCUAGUCUCCAUGCUGAAAAGCCUCCCAAAGAGGUGACUGUUGAGGUCGAAAAAGUGCUCUCUCAAUAGAGUUGGACCCUCGGGUUCGAACUGUUGUUGAUUUUUUAGGAAUUUAGUCUGCAAAUUUCUAGUAAUACAUUCUGAAAUUUACACACCCUUUCAACUUUGCUGCAAACGCCGGGUUUUUUCAAACUAAGAUUUGAAGAGUUAUUUAAAUAAAUUUUUAUUGAAUGUAGCACGUUUAAUUCUCAAUGAAUUGUCUAUUGACCAUUAUUCAGCUUUA
Vicia villosa (hairy vetch) is the source of this 1104-nucleotide messenger RNA. RefSeq names its product adenylate kinase 4-like. The record is from RefSeq and is a predicted model, not a curated record. Gene Ontology annotation, cellular component: mitochondrion; cytoplasm. Gene Ontology annotation, biological process: nucleobase-containing compound metabolic process. Bases 159 to 890 code for a protein of 243 amino acids. NCBI's taxonomy places the organism in Eukaryota, Viridiplantae, Streptophyta, Magnoliopsida, Fabales, Fabaceae. Gene Ontology annotation, molecular function: AMP kinase activity; ATP binding. The transcript is spliced from 7 exons.